AUGAGGCCCAAGCUUGUUGUUGAUUAUCUGGUCUAUGUGACCGUUCGUCUAUUUAUCUGUGCGGUGCAAGCCACGCCUCUCUCGGUCUGUGCUCAGGUCUCUAAAUUCCUGGCCUGGCUCGCCAACGACAUUUUCAAGAUCCGCGGCAAGCUGCUCGACUCGAACUUGAAGCAUGCGUUUCCUGAACUCUCGUCGCAAGAACGCCACAAACUGGCUCGCCGAAGUUGGUAUCACCUUUGUCUAAUGGUGUGCGAAAUCGCCCACGCGCCGCGAAAGCUGCACGACACCAACUGGCACAAGUUCAUCACAAUGAAGAACAUUCACAUCCAGAUCGAGCAGGCCCUCGGCCGCCGUCCGGUGGUGGUGCUGCUCGGACACUUCGGCAACUUUGAAGUGAUGGGCUAUUGCACGGGGAUGCUCGGCUUCCCGACGUACACGGUGGCCCGGCCGCUGGACAAUCCUUUUCUGCAUAAGUAUCUGGAAGAGUUCCGCAGCGCUACCGGGCAGAUCAUUCUGCCGAAGCAAGGAAGUGCUCCGUACAUUGAAGAGGUGCUGAAACAGAACGGCACGUUGGCGCUGCUGUGCGAUCAAAAUGCCGGACCGAAAGGGUGCUGGGUCGAGUUUCUCAAUCGGCCCGCUUCGUACCACAAAGCAAUCAGCGUGUUCUCGAUGACCAGCGGCGCGCCGUUGGUGUUCCUCUAUAUGCGUCGCACCGGCGGCCCUCUGCAGUUCGAGUUCGGCGUCGAAGGAAUCUACGACCCUGCCGAGUGUGACGAACCCAAAGGGGUGAAAGAGGUAACGCAGUGGUACAACGAAAUGCUCGAACGCGUCGUCCGCCGCGACCCGGAACAAUACUGGUGGGUCCACAACCGCUGGAAAGACGACCGCCCCGCAAAGCGCCGAGAAAAAGAAGCCAAACGAAAAGAAGCCGCCAAACUGGCCCAAGCGGCGUAG
Symbiodinium sp. CCMP2456 is the source of this 954-nucleotide messenger RNA. The record is from the annotation of a GenBank genome assembly. NCBI's taxonomy places the organism in Eukaryota, Dinophyceae, Suessiales, Symbiodiniaceae.